CUUCAAUAUAUGUUGCAAACGGAUGACGAAAAUUUGAAUAAAAUGAUAAAUGAGACAAAGGCGUGGUUUACAGUUAUAGCAUGGCUUGAUCCAAAUAGAAACAAAAAUAUCGACAAUAAAACAGAGGCACCUUCAGAGGUUAAUAACUCUCUGGAAAUUCUCCAACAUACUCUAUUGGCAAAACGACUAAUGGAGUGGUAUCUUGAAACUUUCGAUACAAGACUAAAAGAAUGGCGUGAAACAUGGAAAUUACAAGAGGAGAUCACAAUAACCAAUUCUGAGAUAUUGGAGAAUUGGAUUAGUAAAUCUUACGAGGAAAUUAUUCACGAUAUCUAUUCACAUUUUAAGAGAUGCGAAAAUUCAUUAUUUCUUAUUCGUGCUAGUGCCGAUUUUUUACAUCAUUUUCGGAUUCAAUAUCAUACAAAUCUCUAUUCUUUACUUAGUGGUGAUUCUAAACCAUUUUCUGCCAUACCUUCAUUGUUCAAGGACAUGUCCAAAAUACUGUUUCGGGCUCAUUUUCAGAAAUUUAAUAAUAUCAUGGAGCUAUAUCAACUUGAAAACGGGCAAUCAGUUUUUCAAAGAGUCAAGCAUCCCAUUGAAAAAUAUGAAUCUGAGCUUUUUGCCUGGAAAACGUUGGAUAAUAUAAGCGUCAUUUUUUCAAAGCAAGAAAACGAUUCUUUUAAUAGUGAAAAUAACAAUUCAAUAGCGAUGGAUCUUGAUGAUAUGGAGGUUUUAAGCGAAAAAAUAGAAACCUCACAAAACGAUGUAGAGCCGAGCUUGGUUGAAGACUUAAAUAAAGAAAUAUCUGUUUUUUCACAAUUAUAUAAUGAAAUGGUCGUUUUGGGUUUAAUCCAGCGUACUAAAGAUACAUUGGAAGAAACGUUAUGCGAGCAGAUUGAACUUAGGAUUUUAAAUACAUGUAAAGGUACAUUCAACAAACCAAUACUUCGUUCUUCAUCGAAAUGGUUGUAUUCGGUUGUCUACUAUUGGUUACGGAUUGUUCUAUCAUCAGACUCCCAAACUUCGGCUGACUCUAUAGAAGUCACAUGGUCAAAACGAUUAAACUACCAUUUUUGCAUGAUGUUUUGUGAUCUACGAAUUUCGGAAUUGUUUGACGUGAUUGUCGACUUUCCUGAAUCAAAAUCCGCGAUUAAUGAUUUAAUUAUAUGUAUGAGACGAUUAGAUACAGAUUAUAGACAUCGUCUUGUCCAUUCCUUAUAUUUGGCGAAAAGAUUGCUUAUUCCUGGCGCAGGGACGAAUGAUAUAAUCAAUACUUAUAUAUCAACUGUCAAAUGUUUGAGAUUAUUGGAUCCUUCUGGUGUGUUAUUAGAAAAGAUCACUGGGCCGAUUCGGAAUUACUUGCGAACACGCGAAGAUGCUGCGCGUUUCUUGGUAAACAGCUGGAUGGACGAUGAAAGUAAUAAUGAGCUGAUUGAAGAGCUUGGACGUACGGAAAAUCCUAUUGAAGAUCGUGAUGAUUUUGGUGUUUCUGAUGAUAAUUGGGUGCCGGAUCCAAUGGAUGCUGGCCCUGACUACAAAUCGUCCAUGUAUCGUUCAGCAGAUAUCACCAAUUUACUUGUGAGUCUUUUCGAUACUACGGAUGUGAUUACAGAAGAAAUUCAAAAUCAGAUGGCAUCUUGUUUGCUAUCGAAAUUGGAUUAUGAUACAGGAAGAGAGCAAACUAAACUCGAAUUGUUUAAAUUACGUUUUGGGGAAGCAAAAAUGGCUCCCACGGAAGUCAUGAUCAAAGAUAUUGCCGAUUCCAAAAGGAUUGAUACCAAUAUAUACAAUGAAGUAUCAAUAUCCAAAGCAGUCGGACUGGAAAAUGUCAAAGAGGCGGUGUUACACGGAUUAAUUAUCUCAAAACUAUUUUGGCCUACUCUUAAAAAUGAAGAUUUCGUUAUGCCCAAACCCAUAUCAGAGGAUAUGUUGAAAUAUGAAAACGCUUUUCAAAUUUUGAAACCUAGGAGAGAGCUACAGUGGUUAUCAUCGCUUGGCAAGGUUCACGUAGAGUUAGAAUUACAGGAUCGUGCGCUAGAAUUUGAAGUUGCUCCGAUAUAUGCGACGAUCAUUUAUCACUUUCAAGAACAAGCUGAAAAAAUGAAUAUCGAUCCUUCGAAAUUACGAAGCAAAAUGGGUUUCUGGGAGGAUCGUGCCGUUUUGAAAUUGAUCGCAGACGAUAAAUGGAUCGUACUUGAAACCAUCGAAGCUUAG
Molecule: messenger RNA, 2214 nt
Organism: Scutellospora calospora
Lineage: Eukaryota; Fungi; Glomeromycota; Glomeromycetes; Diversisporales; Gigasporaceae
Source: the annotation of a GenBank genome assembly